AUGGAAGAUAUACGUUUAAAACAUAAAUCUAUACAAAACGCUGCGCACCAUAUUGCCAUGGAGUGUAUACAUCCACAGUUUGGUUUGUUCCUCCAUGUCUGUACCAAUGGAAUGCACAGUCGGCGCACGGCUCCCCCUACCACGUUCACCCUUUUCCCUCUCCUAUCCGUCUACAACAUGCGUUCACAGCACAGAACAGCCCGAAAAUGUUUCAUCCAAAGGGACUCAAACCUCAAAGGGAUGGCAAAGCUUUUGUCACACCAACUGAGAGUCCUAUCCUUGGGCGGGCUUUAUGUCUUACACCCCGUGGAAGCCCACUCCCUGGCCGUGUGUCCCACC
Molecule: messenger RNA, 339 nt
Organism: Iphiclides podalirius (scarce swallowtail)
Lineage: Eukaryota; Metazoa; Arthropoda; Insecta; Lepidoptera; Papilionidae
Source: the annotation of a GenBank genome assembly